Messenger RNA from Branchiostoma floridae (Florida lancelet), 2430 nucleotides. RefSeq names its product multidrug and toxin extrusion protein 1-like. Gene Ontology annotation, molecular function: xenobiotic transmembrane transporter activity; antiporter activity. Gene Ontology annotation, cellular component: membrane. The transcript is spliced from 18 exons. Bases 217 to 2364 code for a protein of 715 amino acids. NCBI's taxonomy places the organism in Eukaryota, Metazoa, Chordata, Leptocardii, Amphioxiformes, Branchiostomatidae. Gene Ontology annotation, biological process: xenobiotic detoxification by transmembrane export across the plasma membrane. The record is from RefSeq and is a predicted model, not a curated record.
GACCUAAGGUCACGACCCGAAGGUCUUGCGCAACACAGACGAAACGCCGACAUCUAAGCUAUUAGCCUAUAACAAUAGACCAGGGCCAUAAUCAUAACCACAAACCUUGUGAGCCAUGAUGUAGUGCCAUAGACAGGUAACAGGACAAAGAACAAAGCAGUGUCCAACUCCAUUAUAUUCACAUCAGUGAUCAAAGAAAAUAAGACAGGACCAGCGAUGAAUCUGAGACGCUGUUUUCGUGUUGUCUUUUCUCCUGGAUUUGGUGGUGAGCUGAAGGCCUUGACAAGACUUGCAUGGCCAACUACUGUUGCAGCUGUGCUGGAGUUUGUUAUGUGGAUGAUGCCCAUCAUCUUCUGUGGCCACCUGGGAAAAAUACAACUGGAUGCAGUCACACUGGCAAUAUCUGUUGUGAAUGUGACAGGGAUAUCUCUGGGGUUUGGGCUGGGAACAGCAUGUGACACCCUAAUGGCACAGACAUUUGGAUCUGACAACAAGAUGAGAGUCGGCAUAAUUCUACAAAGAAGUAUCCUGAUCCUGCUGCUGUGUUGUUUCCCCUGCUGGAGUCUCUACAUGAACACAGAGAAGCUGUUGUUGUUGAUACACCAGGACCCAGAAGUGGCCAGACUUGCAGGAGAGUUUGUGACUUUAUUCAUCCCUGCUCUACCAGGUGUUUUCCUGUUUCUGCUGGCAACUAAAUAUCUGGCUACCCAGGGAAUUGUCUAUCCUGCAAUGUUCAUCAACCUUGCUGUCAACGUCCUUAAUGUGCCUGCCAACUACCUCUGUAUCCAGUAUUUUAGAUGGGGGGUCCGGGGAGCUGCUAUUGCUACUGGGGUCACCCAAUAUCUGCUGUGUUUCUUCAUAUUUGUGUACAUACGUGUGCGGAAGCUCCACCUACAGACUUGGCCAGGCUGGAGAGUUGACUGCCUACAGGAGUGGGGGGUGUACGUACGGCUGGCUGUGGCAGGCAUGCUCAUGGUGUGUCUUGAGUGGUGGACCUAUGAGAUAGGAACCCUCCUCACUGGACUGAUCGGGACAGUGGAUUUGGCUGCUCAGGGAAUCAUCAUCACCAUCAAUGGCCUUAACUACAUGAUGCCCAUGGGCAUGGGGAUAGCAGCCAGCAUCAGGGUGGGGAAUGAACUGGGAGCAGGCAAUGCUGCGCAGGCCAAGCUGUCUGCUAAAGUCGGCAUCUUCAGUUUCUGCUGCUAUGCCGUCUUUGCGGGGAUUGUUCUGUUGUCAUCACGUCAUGUGAUUGGCUACGUGUUCUCCAGUGACAAGGAGGUUGUGAGCCUUAUCGCAGAAGUGCUACCCAUUGUUUGUGUGACACAACUGGCAGAUACAGUACAGGCGGGUUGUGCUGGCAUACUGCGAGGCUGUGGGAAACAGAAGCUGGGGGCCAUCAUCACCUUCACAGGGUUCUACCUGCUGGGGCUGCCUUUUGUGGGGCUCUUCAUGUUUGUGCUUCAUCUGGGAGUGAAAGGGCUUUACUUUGGGCUUGGGAUCGCCACCAUGUUCCAGUGUGUGUGUUUCCUAAUCACCGUCGCUCGUAUGGACUGGCAACAGGAGACACUCAAGGCACAGAGCAUGGCAGGGGUCAAAACUGAGGAGGAUUCAAACCACUGUAAUAGCAGUGUCGCAGGGGACAAAGAACUCGACAAAGAAGACACUAUCAGCUUUCAGAAUGGAUAUUUAGGAAGGGAUAAUGCUCAAGAGUUGCAAAGUGUCACAGCUUCUUCCGAGAGCUUGGAUCCCUCACAAGACAGUCUUGUGCAAUCUACAGAAGAAGAUGCGGAUUCCACUACACCUCCACCACUCAACAGAGAACUAUCUGAAAUGCAGGGAGAAGACUCCCAAUACUUCUCACAAGAAACCGGUUCAACAGAUACAGAACCACUCUUGGAAUCUCUAAGUAGCGAAGAUUUAGUAUCUGAAACACCUGAAGUUAUGGUACUAAGUCUGGAGAAGCUUCCUUUUAAGGUGAUGAUAUGUAGAAGACUUUUAGCCGUGGUUGCUUGCCUUGGAAUUCUAACCGUUGGGGUGGUGGUCCGGGAGUGCGUGCCCAAUCCUUACGCCAGCUACCCUCCAGAUUGUGUACCGUGGGCCGCGAAUGGCUCUCUACCUCUAAACACGACGUUGCCGUGGUGUAACACGACAGUGGCAAACGCGUCUUCCGUGCCGACUCCGCCACACCCUUUUAGCGCAGGGGGCAGGGUGUGGCCGGUAGAGACCACUACUAUUACGACAGUGACUGUUACAGCAAACACGUACCUCGAUGUCUUUGUUACAAAGUCCUUGAGAGUGUUCAGUCAUGACAGUAAAAACAAUACCUUCUUUUUCAAGACCCACUUUCCUAAAGGUUUUUACUGAGAUUCAAAAGUGAUAACUUUUAUGAACUAAAAAAGAUGUAUAUUUUAAAUUCGUAACUAUAGGUUU